CAUAGUCGCUGCUGCAUAAAUUGAGCACCUCCGUCGACUAAUUUACCUGGUGCUUGCACCAGCGUCUUCGUGUGCUCCUUACGUAAUCGGAUCUAAUAUCGCUCGGGUCCACUCGCACAGAAUUAGCCUCACGCAGCUCAUUACCAGAGAGCGUUCGCCGUGCAGUUCGACCUUUUUUUUAACUAGUGCCGUAUCGUGCAUUCCAGCCACAGCUCCCUGUCGUCCCUCCUCUUGUAGUGACAAGAAAGCCAUCGCCCAAUUUGUCGAGAUUCCGGGACAGAGUUAGACCGUGACAAUGGCCGUCGCAUCCCUCGCUUCCGGACCACCAUCCGUUCUUCUGGAGCCUCCCAGCCUGGCCGGACCAUCAGAACUGCGCGUAUCAGGAGUCGAACCCACGCCGGUUCUAGAAGCCUCGGAAAACCAGCACUACGCCACGGGUCUCAACACCUCUCUUGCAAUCCUAAACUCUGCCCACGCCACCCUCCUAGAUUCCCCGUGCGGCUCGUCCCUAUCCGCUCUCUCACUCUCCUUAGCCGUCACCCUUACCCAAGCUCUGCACGACGGGCUAUGCGCGUCCACCAAGAUUCGAACCCACGUCUCCCAGUUCCUCCUCGAGUGUCUCGAGGAUAUCGAGGCGGAAUUACCCCACAUACACCCGCCCGCCGUCGACUGCUGGGAGUGGGACCUCGUCGCGGGGCCCGUGCCCGUGCUCGCAACCCACCACCUGUUCUCCGCGUCGCCGUCUUGCGAUAACGGCCAGGCUUUAAAGCCAUCGCGGUCGUCGUCGCUGUCCAAGAGCGCAUCGAGGGGGCUGCGCGUACAGUGGCUGGACGAGGCGAAGGGCGCGGCGCUCACGGCCGUCAGGGAAUUCCGCCGCUGCGAUCACGAGGCUGUUGCUAUGGGCUUCCGAACCGAGUCGUGCAGUAUCGAGGAUGGCGUCUGCAACUGCUCGCUUCAAUAACACCAGGACUCACUGCGCUGGAACGAGCACUUUUCUGCCCCUAAUAUAACACUCGCGUCCCCCAUCCAUUGACGCAAUAACGGGGUGAGGCUGAUAGGAGGAGCUGAUUAGGGUUGUGAGGUAGUGGUAGCAGUAAUAAUGGGUUUGAAAUAAAAAGUACAUGUACAAGUGAUUCAAAAUAUUUUUUAGAAGUCCAC
Closterium sp. NIES-67 is the source of this 1158-nucleotide messenger RNA. Lineage: Eukaryota; Viridiplantae; Streptophyta; Zygnematophyceae; Desmidiales; Closteriaceae. The record is from the annotation of a GenBank genome assembly.